AUCUCAUUUUUUGUUUUAGAUGUGUUUUUGAUACUUUUUGUCAUAAUUGUAAGUUUUAACGAUUUUUUCAUGAAUGAUUUUUUUGAUAUUUCGUGACAAAUGGAGGGGGGUGAAUUGAUCCUUUGUUCAUAGUUUUUCAAAGCUAAGCCAAAAAUCCAGCAAAGUCUUCAAUAAAAUAGGCAUAAACGUAAACCGGCGGCACCCUUCUCCUCCCUAGCAGCUGUCGGCUACAGAUUGAUUCCCUACAUCUUGGGUGCUUCCUCCGCUGCUGCUGCCGGCGUUUCUCCUUAUUCUCUGCCGACGUUUUUUCCUCCACCGCUCGCUGCCACCGUUUCCACUGUUGUUCAACAAAGGCUAUGCCGGAAUUCACACUUCAAGAUUCAGAAACUUCUUGUUAAAGCCAGAGCUUCUUCAGGCCAUUAUAGAUUCUGGAUUUGAACAUCCAUCAGAAGUGUCAAACGUAUUUGUUUGUCUAUUCCUUGGAAGAAAUGAACCGGGCACAGGCAAUAAAGCGGAAACAGCCGGAAUCAAAUUCUCCAUCUCAGUCUCUGACCGAACAUGAGCGUACCCUUUACAAUGUGAUAAAGAACAAACAGGAUAUGGGGAUUUGGACACGAGACAUGAAACGGGAAACCAAUCUCCCGGACAAUGUGGUAAAUAAAUCACUAAAGGUGCUUCAGGCCAAGAAUUUGAUAAAAGAGGUGGUCAACAUUCAAAACAAGGGACGGAAACAUUACAUGGCAACAGAAUUUGAGCCUUCAAAGGAAAUAACUGGAGGCGAGUGGUACAGUGAAGGGAGCCUUGAUACGGAGUUCAUAUUGCGCUUGAAAGAGAUCUGCACUAAGCGAAUAUUUCAGCUGAAAGUUGCUACAUUGGAGGGAGUUACAGACUCGAUUAAAAGGAGUGGAAUUAUCAACAUGGACUUAACGAAACAGCAAAUUGAAGAAAUUGUGAAGGCUUUGGUUUUGGAUAACGAGAUCAUAGAAGUCAGGAGUAAUGGAAUGGGAGAGUUUACUUCUAUUCCAAUUGGUACAGUUUGUUAUAAAUGCGUCCGUAGGGGAAGCAUCGGAGGGGAACCAAAACCCGGGGCGCUGGCUUCCAUUCCUUGUGGGGUUUGUCCAAGAAUAAAUCAAUGCACACCUAAUGGUAUAAUAUCUCCACAAACUUGUAUCUACUAUACCAAGUGGUUGGAUUUUUGACUUGAUUGUUUUUUGUUUUAAAAACAGUGCCAUGGUAUAUUUGCAUAAUGCUAUAAUACCCUCAAAAAUUUCCUUUUUGAUACCAAAUAAUUGAAGCUUUAGCA
Mercurialis annua (annual mercury) is the source of this 1303-nucleotide messenger RNA. RefSeq lists its product as uncharacterized. Gene Ontology annotation, biological process: transcription by RNA polymerase III. The transcript has 3 exons. Gene Ontology annotation, cellular component: RNA polymerase III complex. Bases 489 to 1199 code for a protein of 236 amino acids. The record is from RefSeq and is a predicted model, not a curated record. Lineage: Eukaryota; Viridiplantae; Streptophyta; Magnoliopsida; Malpighiales; Euphorbiaceae.